GUCAUUAGGGUUUUAACUUUUAAGAGAAGGGCAUCCACCAUGAUGACGCGGCGCAAGACACGAUCUUGUUCGAAGCCAAGGAAUGAAGAAGUAGUGAAGCCCGAACCGAUCCCGUUCGAUCUCGUAAUCGAGGUACUCUUGAGGUUGCCUGUGAGGUCUGUAGCGAGAUGUCGUAGCGUAUCGAAGCUAUGGAAUUCCACAUUAGAAGGUCCACAUUUCACCGAGUCGUUCUUUACCUUGUCUUCGUUUCGUCCGAAGAUCUUGUUCACAUGCCUAAAAGGGGAUGAAACGGUCUUCUUCUCAUCAUCACCAAAUCCUCAAGAUCUGUCUAUAGCCGCCAAUAUUCGUAUGAGUUUCCCAAUAAACUCUUCCUCUCAUAUUUGUCGUCCUGUUCGUGGCUGGUUAUGUGGUUUACAUCGAACUACAAAGGGCGCCACAGUUACUGUGCCAUUGGUAUGUAACCCUAGCACAGGGGAAUCCGUGCCCUUACCCACCUUGAAAACAAGGAGGAAGGUAGUGAUAACCUUUUUUGGGUAUGAUCCGAUCGUAAAAACUUUCAAAGCAUUGUGUAUGACACGGUCAUCGGUAGGAGGAGAAGACUCUCCUUCUGGAGAGCAUCAAGUUCUGACGUUAGGAACCGGGAAGACAAGUUCGUCAAGGGAAAUGAUAGAUUGUCACAUACUACAUCAUCCUGCUGUUGUGGAGGAAACCAAUGGCUUUUGUCAAUAUGAUGCGAUAUGCAUCAAUGGUGUUUUGUAUUACUUAGCCGUGGUGCACGAUGUCUUCGAGGGGCAUCCUGAUAUAGUAUGCUUUGAGUUUGAAUCUAAAAAAUUCAGUUAUAUUAAGAAAGCUGAUCAUAGCAUGGGAAUGUAUUCGGGAGGAUAUGGGCUUGAACCAACUCUAGUAAACUACAAGGGUAAAUUAGCUAAGCUUCAGCCGAGUUAUUCUAACGUCGACAGAAUAUGCAACGGUAUUCAACUCUUGGUUCUUGAAGACGCCGUGAAACACCAAUGGUCGAGUUAUAUCUAUAUUUUGCCUCCUCCGUGGAUGAAUUUAUAUGGAGACACCAAGUUAUGUUUUGUUGGAACCACUAGUAGAGGUGAAAUUGUGUUGUCGUCAAACACCAUCUCCCGCUUUUUCUACCUUCUCUACUACAGUCCCGAGAGGAACACUAUCCAGAUAGUAAAAGUCAAAGGAUUGGAAACCUUUAAGGGUCAUAAAGCUUACAUCUUUCUAGACCAUGUCGAGGAUGUGAAGCUUGUGCCAAAAAAGGCCGUAACAUAG
This is a messenger RNA of Camelina sativa (false flax), 1284 nucleotides long. Lineage: Eukaryota; Viridiplantae; Streptophyta; Magnoliopsida; Brassicales; Brassicaceae. The record is from RefSeq and is a predicted model, not a curated record.